UGACAGAACGUGCUUUUAUAGUAUACAAUUGCAAUUGUAAUUGUUUUCUAAUCUGUAAAAUAAUAACAUCAUUUUGCAAUAGAAAACAAAAAAGCUGAUGACGUUGCGCCAAACCCAACAAGUCAGACGAUGAGCGAUAUUGAAGAAUUAGACAGCGAAAGCUUUCAGGAGCUGGAGUCACUGUUAUAUGCCAAUAUACACUACAAUGACGUUUCAAACAAUAAAAUGGACGUAGAUACUCAAAAUAUGCCACCACCAAUGCCACAAAUAAUAGGACGCACUGUGACCGAAACACGUGUGGUCAAUAAGCCAGUGGGACAACAGAAGGGACGCUAUUGGGUUGAAAACACGACUCCGACAAAUAGCAACAAUACCAAGAGUGCUACAGGUUCAGAUACAGCAAUGGCCGCUGCUGCAGAUACCACCACCAAAGAUGAUGCAACAAUUAGUGUGGAGAACGUAAAUAAGUCAAUGCCUCCGCCUCCGGCUGUUAAAAUUCCAGCAAAAAGUCCAAAGACCAAACAAGCAGUCAGUAAUAUUCCUAAAAAUGAAACAAACAACACAAAGACUCAGCAGCAGUGGCAACAGUUUCAACAAGUGAAGAAACAGCAGCAACAGAAAAAACAACAACAGCAGAUAGUACAAAAAUCUAAACCGCGGCAAACCACAAAACCUCCAGCCUCUUGCACCAUUCUAAAGAAAAACUUAGAAGAACCAGAGCGCUUUGACCAAAGACUAUUAAUUGCCAUACCACCAGGAAGUCCGCCGAGACGCGUCAAACGUGAAGGCCCAGUUUCGGGACCCUUUGGCAAAGAAAGUCGGAAGCUCGAGCAACUCCAACGUAUAGCUCAGAAGAAAAUAAAAUCCAAACAGGCGCGCCUCAAAAAAGACCAACAAAAACAACAGCAACAGAAACCUGUGGAGAUUGUGAACUUGGCAGACAGCGAAAGCGAUGUUAAUGAUGGCAACGACGACGACGAUGAUGAUGUGGUUCAUGUACCUUUGUCGCCACCCCCGAUUAUUGACGUGGAUGCCAGCGAUAGUGAAGAUCAAACGGCAAAACCAUCGCAGCCCUACAUUGAAGAGAAUGCCAUGGAUGCGACGGAUGUGCAGUUAGGACUUGUGUGUGAUGUGAGCGCUGAGCAAACAGCAGCAGCCCAGCCACUUAACUCGCCUUGCAACUCAGUGAUGUCCAGCGACGAUUUCAUCGUGCCCAAAGAUAAAAGUCGCCUACUGGCCGACCAGGCAAGAGCUACGGAUGAAGAUUUAUUAAUGCUGACCGAAAAUGCUAUGAGAGAAAAAGAAGAUGUUAAUGCGGAAAAUUUGGAAAACGUGCAGCAGAUCGAUGAUAAUUCAUCGGAAGAAUUUGUUCCGCCCUCACGACUAGAAGAAAUAAAGAAAAAUUUUCGCGUUGACGAAGGUCAACAGUUUCGUGCCUUGGAUGUAUACGAGAGUGAAUCCGAUAUUACAGAGAGUGGUAUUUACUCCAAGGGCAGACAGAAGCCAACCAUUAUACGUAGUGUAGACUCCCCAUCGGACGACACCGAUGUAGAAGAAUUGGUGGAACCGAUACUCAAUAAAACAAAACGUUUGCGUAAGCGCCGUUCCUCAAGCACCAAUCAAAGUCAAUCGGAACCGAAUAACGACGACAACAAUAACGAUAAUAAUAGUGGCUUUGAGACAGAUAGUGAUGAUGGUGGUGUGCAUGUAACUGCAGUUCCAGGGAUUGCUCGUGGUAUGGCUGUGGAACGUUGCAAGCGCAAGAUACGUGGGUUGCGACGUACUUCGGAAACUGCCGUAACAUCGACAGUUAAAAAGCAAAAACAACGACCUAGUCGCGCUGAACGAAUUGACGACACUAGCUCCGAAUCCGGAUCUGAAGAAGCGCUGCCCACUGCUCGCGAUAUAGCUGAGCGUUCCCUAAAGCAAGAGCAACAGAAAACCAAACAGCCACAAUCUCAGUCACCUAAGAAUGUUAUAGAUGCAGAUUCAAUGGGCUCCGGGUCAGAAACGGGAGACGAACAGGAGAUACGAGACGCGAUUACUGACCGCAUUACUGCCGCUUUUGAGCGCAUCGAUGCUCAUACCCGCGAGGUUACACGACGGCAAGAGGCAGCGCUCCAAGGACGUGAUGUUGUUGAGUCAAGCGAAGUGGUAGAACAGUCUGUUGAGAUGGUUAAUAGCAGUGAUGAGUCAGUGGAGGUGAUCGAAAGCGAUGAAGCUAUUGAAUGCGUAGCACCUGAUAAUUUAUAUGACAAUGCUGAAACAAAGCAGCAGCCGCAGUCCCUCAAGGAACUAGAGGACAUAGUAGAAAUUAAUGGCCGUGAUUUGGUUGGCUGGAAUGACGAAAUGUGUCGCUUCUACGACAAAAGCUGGAAUGGGGAAAAUUUUAAUGUGCAGAAAAUACUAAGGACCAUGAAUCAAUCAAGACAACACUGGAGGAUUAAUACCGAAGAUCGCUAUCCCGUCAAUCAACACCGUUCCAAAAUGAAGUGCAACAACUGCUCUGAGAUGGGUCACAUACGCGCCAAGUGCCCGCGUCCACGUAGACCAACAGUUUGCAGCAUGUGCGGCAAUAUAGGUCAUGCGGAGCCCCGUUGCCCCAAUGCCAUUUGCCUGGGGUGUGGCUCCAAGCAAACGUUCUAUGUGCAAAAAUGCAACAAAUGUUCAUUCCAUAGUCGCAUUGUGUGUCAACUAUGCAAGAUGCGCGGCCACCCCACCGACAUUUGCCCCGACAAAUGGCGUCGCUAUCAUAGCACGAUUCGUCAAAAUGUAGCGCUCGAGAGCAAAGUGCAGUACAGGACGAAGCAUUGCAGUAACUGCGGGGCACGUGGUCAUCUAUUCGAGACUUGCCGUUCAAGAUACGGCGAAUUUCGCAAUACGAAUUUCACCAGCAGCAUUGUAUCACAUCAGAAAUCGUACAAGGACCGCAGCGGCAUCUUUGAUGUUCCAACCACUCCCAAUUCGUUCUUGUCUGCUCGAAUCACACCUUUUCAUUUUGCCUGGAGCUUAGAAAUUAAGAGCAACAGUUAUUAUUGGCGCUUUCUACGGGCCGUGGGCCUUGGACAUACAUUAAAUAAUAAACGAAAGGCGGAGGUGCUGACCCUGCAACAUAAGAAAUGCAUUAAGGAUUAUGUUCCUAACCCGCUGGCCAAGGAGGCGGCACGGACAGUUGAAAAGAAAACCCCGACUGUGAUACCUAAAGAGGUGCCGUCGACUAAAAGUGCUACUAAAAAGGUGCCAGCUUCUACAACAUUGAUGGAAUCGGGUACAUUUGUAGAACAAAAGGCGACUAAAAGCAAUUCUCCGGCUCCGCCUACCAAAGUCAUAUCUUCUAAGCCCACCCAAAUCGACGGAACAACAAACAAACCCAUUGCUUCCGCUCACGACAUAGACUCUGAUUCCAAUUAUAGUUUCUCUGAUCAUUUUGAAGUGUCCACUUCAUUGUCCAGGGAGUGUAGCGCUAAAACGAUUUCUGCUCCAGCAUCAUCAUCAGCGUCUGGUAAAUCUCGACCAAUGGAAGCCUUGCCCGACAUGAUACCUAUAGGCAAUGAUGAUGAUGAUGAUAUGUCGGCCGAAUAUGCGAACAACACAAACAACAACCAUCACGGCCAGAAAAAUACGGGCAUCUCCAUGUGCGUCAAUAACAAACGAUCAGCUGGAAAUAGUAAAACACCCAAAGAGUCCACCGAAGCUAGCAUCUGCUUGAUGCCUGAUGUGCCAACGGAAGCCAAAAUACUCAUGUCACGCGAACAAAUUGAGUAUUUAUUCAGUCCGGAAGGAAGGGAAUUUCUCAGCAAUGCGGCCAAACAAUGCGAUGUGCAGGUACGCAUGGAUUUUAAAGAAUACGGCUAUGUUCUUGUUAUUUUCGGAUUAAAAAAGAAUCAAGAGAGCUUGCAAUUGAAGCUCUUGCAUCGCCAUCAGGAUGUGAAGCGCAAAACAACCGAAUUCCAGAGCCAAAAGCCGCCAAAACGCAUAGAUGUACUUAUUAAAUUUCUACGUGAUGGUAUCAACAGUUUGUCCAGUUAUAUAGGGAAUGCUCAGAACAUAUACGAGCGCAUCAAAGAACUGGAUGGAAUGAAUACGAAGAAUGGAUUCAAGCAGGCCGAACGCAACCGGCGUCUGUUGAAUAUGAUUCUACUAGGACAGGCGGGUCUACGCAACGGCGACACGCACUUGGAUCAGCUGCUGCUCAUAUUAAAACGCCUCUUGGAUCAAUCGCCCGAUGAUAAUGCGACGCCCGCCUUGCGCAAUGAAAUCGAAGAUCAUUGGCGUAUGAUAUUUACCGCAUAUCCUCAUAAUAACUAUGAGGGGCUGCUAGCCACUUAUGGCAAGCUGGGACUGAAAAAUCGUCUUCAACAAAUGGACAUAGAUCCGGUGUUGUUGGGCAGACAGCCAGCAGAAAGGCGAGAGCCAUCUCCACAGCCGCCACCACCACCAGUUAUUUCGCUUUCGCAGGAUUUAUCGAGCAACAAUAGCAACUGUAACAUAAAUAGAAAUCGCACAAUCGUUGGUACGCCACGCCCAUCCAAGCAACGUCAAAUGCCAUAUGCAAGACCGACACCACCUCAACCACCUCCGCAACAACAAAAAGAACUACAGCAGCCCACUGUAAACUUGGCUAAACGCGCCCAAGCUUUCAAGCAGCCACCGCCUUUCAACGACCCGUUGCAGCGUGCCCGUGCUAAUCUUAAGCUACACAGCAAGAUGCAACCAGAGUGCUUUAAAUUGCUUGACCAGAUGGAAACCACAGCGUCACACAACACCGCCAUUAAUUUGGAUGCUAGGAAACCGUCAAUGUUUUGGUCGCGCGAAUCACUCAAAUAUUUAGACGACUUAUUCAAGAUGACUACCAAUCCAGACACACUAGAGCGACUGCGGCGUGUAAUGGAGAGGUCGCAACAGGGUCAACUGUCGCAUAAUGAUUAUCGCGCCGUCAUCAAAUUGCACUCACUUCUACAGUCCAACUGAGAGUUCUGAGGACUCUUCGUUUAAGGUGGUGCUUCAUUUUCAUUGUUAGAUAAAUAUUAAGACUCUAUGAUUUCAUGGGUAAUUCCAAGACUUUACCCAAUACGAAUAAAUGGAUUACUAUGUUAAAAUUAA
This is a messenger RNA of Scaptodrosophila lebanonensis, 5103 nucleotides long. RefSeq lists its product as uncharacterized. Lineage: Eukaryota; Metazoa; Arthropoda; Insecta; Diptera; Drosophilidae. Gene Ontology annotation, molecular function: zinc ion binding; nucleic acid binding. The transcript is spliced from 6 exons. The record is from RefSeq and is a predicted model, not a curated record. The coding region runs from base 130 to 4971 and encodes 1613 amino acids.